AUGUUUUUAGAUCAAACGAUCUCAUCGACGGGGAUACUAGAACAACAAUCAACUAGCAACAUGCUAUGUGACCAAUAUCAUCAGUAUGAUACCGGUGUAUUUGAUUCAAUUAUUACGACGUUGAUCAAUACAUUCAAUCUGAACAUAUUUAAGGAUCCAAAUAACAUUAAUACAUUACAUAUUCAUAAGGAUAAUAUAGAUAUAGAUCCGAUAGAAAAUGUUAUAGUGGUCCUUUUAAUACUAUUCAUUAUAAGCCUGAUCAUUCUAAUCAUUAUAGGUGUUCUCAUAAUAGUCUUGGUUAAUGUGUUCUUCCCACCACCACCUUCUUCUUCUGCGUUAGCAAAUGAUGACGAAGAAAAACAAUUACAAGUAACAAAUGAAAAAGAAAUUACAAGCUAA
Messenger RNA from Naumovozyma dairenensis CBS 421, 399 nucleotides. RefSeq lists its product as uncharacterized. The record is from RefSeq and is a predicted model, not a curated record. The transcript has a single exon. Lineage: Eukaryota; Fungi; Ascomycota; Saccharomycetes; Saccharomycetales; Saccharomycetaceae. Bases 1 to 399 code for a protein of 132 amino acids.